This is a messenger RNA of Camponotus floridanus (Florida carpenter ant), 5455 nucleotides long. RefSeq names its product alsin (gene Als2). NCBI's taxonomy places the organism in Eukaryota, Metazoa, Arthropoda, Insecta, Hymenoptera, Formicidae. Bases 261 to 4868 code for a protein of 1535 amino acids. The record is from RefSeq and is a predicted model, not a curated record. The transcript has 15 exons.
AAAUCAAUUUUAACAGAAUAAGAAAUCAACAUAUGUACAUAAUCCUACACGAAAGUUUCAAUAGUUCCUUUGAUUGGUCCCUCCCACAUUGCACUAUACAUACCUCUCACAAACCCUACGUCUAUCAGCUGAUAUCUGUCACUACUCUACUCGCCGGAUGUUAGUCAUAAUAAAAAAAUUGUCCGUUCAAUCAUGUCGUACAAGUGUAAAUUUUCUGCGGUUAUGCAAAUCUCUUUACUUGUCAAGCCUCGUACAGCAAAAUGGAUAAACAUAUGUAUCUAUGGAGAGGAGCUGACAAAUUGUCCUUCGCAUUCGGCGACAAGCCGAAUGGCGUUAUCUGCAAAUUGGUUACCAUUAAAGAUCACAUUUUUGUAGUGACGACGACCAAUAAUCUGUACCAUGGGGAAGUGUCGUUCUCAGAGAACACUUGCCCUAUGGUCAUCUUCAAGAGGGCUCAGUUUGACGUUAUCGACGUAGCGUCUAAUUCUGAGCACCUGUUUAUCGUAAACACUAAAGGACAUGUUUUGAAAGUAAAUCCUCAGGACAUGAGUGUUAUAGAUCUAAUAAUUCUUAAAGAGGAAGUGAAAUUUUGUAGUCAUGGGUAUAAAGAAGAAAAUGAAGUAGUAAAAGUCAAAUCUAUAGCAGUUAGUGACCAUGCAACAUUAUUUGUUACCGAAAAUGGACAAUUAUGGGCUAGUGGUAAUCAGCCGCAGAUAGAUAUAAAUAGUACAGAACCAAAGAAAGUUAAAUUCUUUGAAGGAAGGACAGUGUCUGAGGUUGCUUGUGGUUCCAAUUUUAAUGUAGUUACCGUGAGGAAAACCACCAAACCUAUAAAAGAUGAUACAGAUAGUGAAAAUGAGUUGGAGGAAGAAGUCUUCAUUAAUUCUUGUCCGCAAUGUCUUAAUAAUGUUAUGUUAAGCCCUGGUAGUGUAACAUCAUCAGAUACAUGUCUGACUGGUCUUCAUGCACAGCAAUUUAGUGAGGAUCGUUCUACAAAUUCUAUCAGUGCUUUGUCCACUGCCAGUAAAGAACACAUUUCUCUACCAGAAAUGGACAAAAAAGAACUUUCUGAUAUUAUUGAAAAUGGUGGAGAAUGUCCGAAUAAUUUAACAGAUUCUGAAAAAGAUGAAAAAAGAAAUGUUAUAUUUAUAAAUACAGAGACUGCUCGACAAUUUUUAACUAGGCAACUAUCUUGGGUUUCAUCCUACGGUAGUGCCAAGGAAGAUAUACCUAUGGAAAAUGUCGAUCGUUCAACAAGAUUGAUAAAACAAAAUGUAUCAAAUAUGGCAAACUUAGUAUAUGAAGGAGUUAAAAAUGUAGGAGGAAAAGUAGUAACUUUAUCUAGACAUAUGAGUGGUAGUUCUGAUAUUAAUGAAGGUAAGGCUGAUAGCAAUGAAAACCUAGAAGAACAAGGAGAUAGCUAUACGAAACCUACCGCGAGUAGUCUGGCGUUAAGCUUACGUUGCGAAGAAUUUCCUUGGUCAUCGAGUACUGGUUCAUCUGAACAUGAAUUGUCUCAACAAGGCUUAAACGAAAGAAUCAAUGCAUUAUCUCGCACCGGUAGUAACAUACUGGCGACGGAACUCUGGACAUGGGGCGAUGUACAAUACGGACAAUUGGGAACGGGAGAUAUUAUUAAACGACCGAGACCGGUACUAGUAGCGAAGCUUAGCCAUAUUGGUAUUAGAAAAAUAUCAUGUGGUGCCUUCCAUGUGCUUGCUCUAACAUUGGAUGGUAGAGUAUUUGCAUGGGGUCGUAACAACUUUAAACAAGUCACUUUGCACACUACAGUAGAUCAAAGCGCUCCUCAGCUAUUUACAACAAAGCUAUCUUCCAAUGAGAGAGCCAUCGACAUGGCAGCUGGCGAUUUCCAUAGUUUAAUAAUGAUGCAUCAUGGUUUAUAUUUUAUGGGUCAAUCAAGUAAAGUUGGGGAUAUGUUUCAAUUUGACAUACAAAGUAAAAAUGAAGCAAAUAGUCCGAGAGAAAUUUUCAGUUCUAAACAAUACAGUUGCUGUUCUAUGAUAAACGAGCCAGCGAUAAAUAUAUCAGAAGAUUUAAUAAACGAUCAGAUCUUUCUAGAAGAGAUGUUGACUGUCUAUCAAAAUCUUAUCAAGCCAUUUCAAAAGAAAAGUGGUACAAUUCAAGAGGCUAAUGUAUAUGAAACACUGUGUCGUUGUUAUGCAGAGCUGAUGCACUUUAGUGUUUUAAAUGUUAUAAGUUUGUGGGAUUAUUUUAAUCACAUUGGAGAAGCCUAUGAAGUCGCAAUUGUUGCGAAUAUAGAGGAAUUUACUACAGUAUAUAAAUAUUAUUUGAAUGCUAUUUGCGAUGUUAUAUCCCUUGGUGGUUUUACGCAUAUUGCAAAACUCAUUGAAGUGCCACAAAUAGUAUCAAAUUUAUUUAUAAAUAAUUUAAAGAAUAGUGAUCUAAAAAGAAAUAACAAUGAAAUCGUUAUAACAAUGGCAUUGCAACAUCCUUUAUGCAAAUUAAACAGAUACAAAAAUAUGAUACAUAGUUUAAUAAAAAGUAAUGGUACAAAAAUGGGUGUUGAACGAUUACAAGAAGCUCUCAUAAAAUGGGAGCAAGUACACGAUGAACAAGAGAAACGUCAAAAAGAAGCAGAUGCUACAAAAUUAUUUUGGGAAAGUUCUGGAAAAUUAGGAGAAUUGUUGAGAUCUCCUAAUAGAAGGCUUAUUAGAGAAUCAAAACUGUACCCUCUAUCAAUACUUAAUUCUGGAAGAUUUUCAUCUCAUUGGUUUGUUUUAUUGACAGAUAUUUUCAUACAUGUUACUGGUGCUACACACACAAUCCAUCCACUUCAAACUUUAUGGGUAGAACCUCUACCAGAUUCUGAAAAUAUACAGAAUGCUAUAUCAAUUGUUGCACCAGAAGACAAUUUCAUAUUAUAUACUCCUACUCCUUCUGAACGUAAUGAAUGGUUACAUGCUCUACAAAAUACUAUAAAAUGCAGUUUGCAAAGAGUGAUUGGAAAUGUGCCUCCAUUAGCACGCUCAAGUUCGUUUUCGUUUACAAAACAUAAUGUUUUUAAAGAUGCAACAUAUACUGGACGAUGGCUAAAUGGUAAGCCACACGGUUCUGGAAAAUUAGAAUGGUCUGAUGGUCGUACUUAUGUAGGACAAUUUCAUAAGGGUGUUCUUCAUGGUACUGGAAAAAUGGAAAUUCCAAUGCAGGGUGUAUAUGAAGGCCAGUGGAAAGAUGGUCAGCAAAAUGGAUAUGGAACAAUGAAAUACAUCAAUGGGGAUUUUUAUGAAGGAUACUUUAAAGAUGGAUUACCUCAUGGCCAUGGUGUCAAAAAAGAAGGUCACUUUAUGGCAUCAGUUGCAUCUGUUUAUAUUGGAGAAUGGGCUGCAGGUGUUAAACAAGGCUAUGGAAUAAUGGAUGAUAUUAUGACAGGUGAAAAAUAUCUUGGAUCGUGGAAUAAUGGUCUAAAACAUGGUAAUGGUUUAAUUGUGACACUUGAUGGCAUUUAUUAUGAAGGAGUUUUUAUGCAAGAUGUUCUAACGGGUCAUGGAGUAAUGGUAUUUGAGGAUGGUACGCAUUACGAAGGCGAAUUUAAGUCUGCAGGGAUAUUUUGUGGAAAAGGUACUUUAACAUUCCGAAGUGGUGACAGACUAGAAGGUAAUAUGAAUGGCGCGUGGAAUGAGGGUGUCAAAGUUAUCGCCACAUUGCAUAUGAAUAAAGCUAGUGGAACUGCACAAAUCAAUUCAAAACCAGCAUCUUUCGGUAAACUAUGCGUAUCUGCUGAUCAGAAAUGGAAAGCCAUAUUUAAACAAUGUUAUCAACAACUUGGCAUAUCCGAGUCUGUCACCAAAAAUUCCAGUUACAAUGAAAAGUCUAUAGAAACUCAAAGAGUAUGGCAGAAUGUGGCUAGUAUAAUAACAAAGUCUCAUCAAAGGACAUUACAACGAAAAAAAUUCUCUGCCAAUACUGCCUCAAAUAUGAAAGAAAGAAAUAGUGAAACAAUUGAUCAAUUGGAUAAGAUACCGUGUUUCGGGCGAGACAAACUCACGAGUCAGACUUACAACGAAGUCCACAAGUAUUUAGUGAAAGCUUUCGAAAGUCCGCAUCAUCCAUUGGGCGCCCUUUUGACAGAAGUAGCUGCGGUAUAUACGGCCACUUAUGGUGGAGUGAGAGUGCAUCCAUUAUUACUUAGCCAUGCAGUAUCAGAACUGCACAGUAUUACAACAAGGAUAUAUGAGAUUGUGCUUCUUUUAUUCCCGGCUUUACCGCGUUGUGGCAAAGAGUAUGUUCUUGAAACUGAUGGUGAAGAAGAGCAAGUUAUAAGCGCUGCUGCGAUACUUCAUCCAAUAUUACUGCCACGUGUACAUUCAGCACUUUUUGUACUAUACGCCUUACAUAAUAAAAAAGAAGAUGAUGCAUAUUGGGAGAGAUUAAUGAAAUGGAAUAAGCAACCUGACAUAACUUUGAUGGCCUUCCUUGAAAUUGACCAGAAAUUCUGGAAGACUACAAAUGUAUUAAGCAUUACAGACAAUUCAUUACCAUAUCAGCAUGAACCUUAUUUCAGUGAUGCCAUAGAAACUUUACAGCAACUUAAAACAACUUUUUCACCGUUAGAAAAGCUAUUAGUGGUCAGAAAUACAUUUGAACAAAUGACACAAGCAGUACAAAAACAAUUAGGAUCUACAUAUUUAUGGACAAUGGAUGAACUAUUUCCAGUAUUUAGUUUUGUUGUAGUGCGCGCUAGUGUAUUGCAAUUAGGGAGUGAAAUACAUUUUAUUGAAGAUUUCAUGGAGCCAUAUUUGCAAAAUGGAGAGCUCGGUAUUAUGUUCACCACUCUUAAGGCAUGUUACUACCAGAUAUUACAAGAAAAAACAAACAUGGGUGAUUGAAAGCAAGAAUUGAAAUCUAUACAUGAUACGGUAAGAUGGUAAAUAUGUAUAGAUAUAAAGAAUCCUUAAAAAUAAUAUUGCAUUCAUUUAAAAGACAUGACAGGAUAAAAAUAAUUUUGCCUGACAGAAAAGUACUAUGUAUUAUAAUGAACUAAAGUGAGAUAAAUUGCAUUUAUGAUACAGAUUGUUGUUCUUGAUUACAUUAAAAUGCUGAAAUAUGAAAAGAAAUAAGAAACGACGUGACAUAUCAUUUCAUUAGAAAAGGUUUGUCAAAAUGUAUAUAAGUUUACUUAUAUUAAAAAAUAUUUGUCAUUAGCUAACUCAAUGUUCUGCAACUAAGAAAUGUUUGCAUAUGAGUCGCACAUUAAAAAGUUAAAGUUUGGUACUUCCAAUUAUCUGUAGUCAAAGGAUAUUGUGCAUUGCAAACAGCCGUAUGAAGUACACAGCUCAAUAUUGUGAUAUAAAAAAAUGAAAAGUUACCUUUUCUCUUCCACAUACCUGAAUUAGAGAUUAGCUAUAUAAAAACAAUUAUUAUUCAUCUCUUGUAUAUUUUUCUUUUUCUUGUAAUACUAAAUCACAGAAAUACU